AUGCAGCACGCAGAUGCAUUGGAACGCAUGGAGUGUGCUCCACAUCCAAUCCACAAAGACUCUCUGGCUGAUGCUUUGUUUCGUGAUCGUGAGUGGUAUGCUGUCAUGGCGAACUCCAAGGCGAAGGCGUUGAAAACUUCUCUGCAGAAGUUGAUGCAAUUUGUGAAUUGUUUGGGUGGCGUGCCCGAUGUCAAGCAUGGUAUGGGCAUCCGAAGCAAUGGCACGACUGAGCUGGAUCGGACAUGGAGUCACGCAGAUACUGGACGAAUUUUUGCGGCGCAAAAGCAAUAUUUGGAAUACAUUGCCGGUGCAGAAACUGUGGAUGCUGAUAUGGAGGAUGUUUUUGCGGAGAACAGCUUCACUGAGUUGGAGACCUUGGAUCCUUUUCUGAUGUCAUUGAAUGACCGCAAGCUGUCACCACGGGACUAUGCAUUGGAACUCGUGAAGGAAUAUACGUUGAACAAGCAACAAGUGUUGGCCAUCGCGCCCGUGGUCUGUGCCAUCCAAGACAUGUUUGAGCAUCGUUCCAAUCCGAUGUCUCAUAUUGCCGAUGGCUCCUCCCGUGAGAAGUGCAACUGCUUGUGGCUCGGUGCAGGUGGAUCAGGGAAGACUUGGGCUUACACCAAGGUGAUCCGACCUUUGCUACAACGCUUCUUCGGAAGCAAAGGAUACAUUGUCGGUGCCCCGACGCAUGCCGCAGUUCGUCUCCUUGGACCCGAAGCUCGCACGUUGCACAAGUGGGCCAAUGUCAACCCCAAUCAGGGCAUGGACAGAAAGGACAUCCGCUCCGCCAAGUCCAAGGGGGAUGCCAUUGAAUCGCAGAUCUUGAAUGCCAAGGCUGGAAUCUUCGACGAGAUGUCCAUGACUCCGCCGGAUGUGUACCAUGCCAGUGGGUACAGAUUCUCAAUCUUGCGACAAGAGUCACAGCAGCUGGAUUUGGAGAAAUAUCUGCAAGAGUGGUUCGGUGCUCUGCCGAUUGGCAUCCAAUUGGGCGAUUUCCUUCAGUUGCGUCCAGCCAUGCAAAAGUCGCUUUGCGAGUGGGUGAAGCCAGUAAAUCCCACGAUGGAUGCAACACUUCCAGAUGAAGAUGACGAGUCCAGGGACGUCAGCAACGCGUCCGAGCUUGGAAGGUUGCUGUUCAAGAACUCGCUGGGCAAAGUGGUGCACUUCACCGGCACCGGUCGUUUCUCCGACUGCACUUCUGGAAAGCAACUGGUGGCUUUGUUGUCCAGCAUGCGGAAUGGCACCGAGAUCCCGGAUGCCUUGCGGGACGCCUUGCAAGAGCGCAAAUUUGAAGUUGGCAGCCACAAGACCCUGGACUUGAAGAAGCAAUUGCUCCUGGCCCAUUGGGGCGGUUUUGCAUGGGAGGUGGUGGCGCGCCUGCAACAGUUACGUGCUGCGCUUGAAGCGAAGAAAGCCAACAAGAUGUUGUACUUGAUUCAAGCCAUUGAUCGACCCACUGGUGGCCAAGCUCUCAGCAAAGAGCAAACGUUGUCGGCUCUGCAAGUGGUCAACAUGACAAACACGGGCUAUUUGAUUGGCAUGUGUCCUGUGUUCGAGGGUAUGCAGGCCCGCAUCACCUGCAUCCUCAAGGAGCCUAUGUUGACGAGAGAAUUGCCGGUCACCAUUCGACAAGUACAACUGCAUCCUCGUGAGCAAGGCAUCGCUGGAGACGAAGGAUUCCAAGUUUUGCAGUAUCAACCGCUGGCUAUUUUGGUUGAAAUUGAUGACCCCGAAUACAGAAACUACAAAGUGCCAGGUUGUGAUGCACCGGCGGGUCACUUUUAUCUCCGUGCUGUCACCUGUGAAGGUUCCUGGUCGCUGCAGAUUGGACACAAGCAGUACAUCAAAAUUGUGCGCAAGCAGUUUCCACUGGCUCCCAGAAACGUUCUGACGCACUUCGGAUUGCAAGGUGUCACUGCGCGGCAAGGACUUGUUGCAUUCUUGAGCAAGCCAGCGUGGAUGUCCAAUUCUGAUUAUGGGCUGGCUAUGUAUGUGAUGUUGUCGCGUGCCAGAAAAUUGGAAGAUUUGCAUUUGGUUGAUUUGCCUGAGCGACACAUCUUUGAAAAGUUUUUGCAUGAGCACAAUCCUUUGUUGGUCGAAAGAAUGCGCACCUUUGAGGCACAAGCUUUGCAAGAUGAGACCAAUGCGCUUCGAUAUAUCAAGCGUUUGGACUGGCACCAGCAGGAAUACGUUCAAAAUCUGUUUCCAAGACUCGCAGAAGAGCCAACUGUGCGGCAUCGAAUCCGUGGCAAACGGACCGUCCCACAGUGA
This is a messenger RNA of Durusdinium trenchii, 2274 nucleotides long. The record is from the annotation of a GenBank genome assembly. NCBI's taxonomy places the organism in Eukaryota, Dinophyceae, Suessiales, Symbiodiniaceae.